Messenger RNA from Dipodomys spectabilis (banner-tailed kangaroo rat), 876 nucleotides. RefSeq names its product hereditary hemochromatosis protein homolog. Gene Ontology annotation, molecular function: transferrin receptor binding. Gene Ontology annotation, biological process: antigen processing and presentation of endogenous peptide antigen via MHC class I via ER pathway, TAP-independent; regulation of iron ion transport; antigen processing and presentation of endogenous peptide antigen via MHC class Ib. Lineage: Eukaryota; Metazoa; Chordata; Mammalia; Rodentia; Heteromyidae. The record is from RefSeq and is a predicted model, not a curated record. Gene Ontology annotation, cellular component: external side of plasma membrane.
AUGUCCACAUAUGUGAAGACCAAGGAAGCCAUCAAAAAUCAAGAGCCUGGAUUGGGGCAUGGUCCCACUCACUACAGUUCCUCAGGUCUCGACCUUGGACUGCCCUUGUUUGGGGCUUUGGGCUGUGUGGAUGACCAGCUGUUUGUGUCCUAUAAUCAUGAGAGUUGCUGUGCUGAACCCUGGGCCUCAUGGGUCUUGGGUAGAGCAUCCAGCCAGUUGUGGCUAGAGCUGAGUCAUCUGAAAGGGUGGGAUCCUAUGUUCACUGUUGACUUCUGGACCAUAAUGAACAACCAAAACCACAGUAAGGAGUCCCACACCCUACAGGUGAUCCUGGGCUGUGAGGUGCAUGAAGACAAUAGCACCAGUGGGUUCUGGAAAUAUGGGUAUGAUGGGAAAGACUACCUGGAAUUCUGCCCUGAGACUCUGGAUUGGAAAGCAGCAGAGCCCAGGGCCUGGGCCACCAAGACAGAGUGGGAAACACACACAAUUCAGACCAAGCAGAACAACCUGGAAAGGGACUGCCCAAUGCAACUGCAGCAGCUCCUAGAGCUGGAGAGAAGGGCUCUGGACCAGAAAGGUCCUCCUUUGGUGAAGGUGACUCAUCAUGUGUCCUCAGCAGUGACCACUCUACAAUGUCAAGCUUUGAACUUCCACCCACAGAACAUUACCAUAAGAUGGUUGAAGGACAGACAGCCAUUGGAUGCCAAAGAAGUCAAGCCUCAGGAUAUAUUACCAAAUGGAAAUGGGACCUACCAGAGCUGGGUGAUUGUGGCUGUGGCCCCUGGGGAAGAGCAGCGAUACACCUGCCAGGUGGAACACCCAGGCCUGGAUCAGCCCUUCAUUGCCACUUGGGAAAAGGAUCAAGCCAAGGGCUGA